Strongylocentrotus purpuratus (purple sea urchin) is the source of this 3013-nucleotide messenger RNA. RefSeq names its product FAS-associated factor 1 (gene faf1). Gene Ontology annotation, molecular function: ubiquitin binding. The transcript is spliced from 17 exons. NCBI's taxonomy places the organism in Eukaryota, Metazoa, Echinodermata, Echinoidea, Camarodonta, Strongylocentrotidae. The coding region runs from base 45 to 2255 and encodes 736 amino acids. Gene Ontology annotation, cellular component: nucleus; endoplasmic reticulum. The record is from RefSeq and is a predicted model, not a curated record.
CGUACUCAUCAUAUAUAAUCAGCUGGCAAAUCGCGCUACAGCGCAUGCUCAGAAUUAUGACAUCAACAACAAUGGCGGCGAACAGAGAAGAAAUCCUGGCGAAUUUUCAGGCCUGCACGGGUAUCGAGAACUUUGAGGAGUGCCUUGCCCACCUGGAGCAGAACAACUGGAAUCUUACGGGGGCUAUCAACUCGGUGUUCGGCGCACAGGGAGAGAGCAGCAGUGGCGGCGGCAGCGGUGGUGGUGGGGGCGGAGGCUUAGGCGGCGGGCAGGAUGAGAGCGGUAUCCGGGGACGAUCUGCUUUCCGGGAGAUCCCCAUGGAGAUCCCCGUGGAGGCGCAAGAGCCCUUGGUACGAGAUGUUGAUGCCACGGUACAGCCCACCUUCUCUGACACCCCUGGCCCCUCCUUUUCCUCUUUCAUCUCAUCUCCAGUUCCCCUUUCCUCCUCCUCCUCGUCCUCCGUUCGAAGACCUCGCUUCAUCCACUUUAGCAUCAAGCACAGGGGCAAGGUCAUCACACUCUCGGUCACAGACGAACACCAAGUUGAUCACUUAAAAGACCUACUUUCUAAGCAGCUGAAUAUACCAAAGACUGCCCUGUAUCUCUCGGGUUGGGAUACAAGAGCGCCUGUACCUAGUGAUGAGACAACUCUCUCCACUCUCAAUCUAGCUGCUGAAGUAACUCUGACCCUAAGCACACCUACUAUGGAAGGAGAAGCGCACCAGCCUUGCCCCUCCAAUGGAGAAGAACUGUCGCGGAAUACAGAGCUCGUUAUCACGGACACCGAUGAGGACACGACUUAUAAUCUCAGAUACGAGGGCUGCAAGACCAUAGUGGACGUCAAGCAGGGCAUCUUUGCGCUGACCAACGUCCAGCCUAGACGGCAGGAGUGGACGGGGUGGCCAAAUGACACAGACACGCUAACAUUGGCAGCUUCAGGUAUAGAUUUCCCUCGACACAGACUUUCUUUCAAGAGAAUACCAGUAGAUCAACCUGUAACAAUGUACAUCAACUUUAUAUCUCUUGUUUUUCAGCUAACAUUGGCAGCUUCAGGUAUAGAUUUCCCUCGACACAGACUUUCUUUCAAGAGAAUACCAGUCGAUCAACCUCAGAAUAAUAGGUCGCAGGCAGCAGCCAGCGCCGGUGCCGGGAACGAUAGCAGCGAUAGCGACGAGUACGAUGACGCUCAGGAAGUCAUGGACCUCGAUGAUCACGCAAUGUUUGGUACAGAUAGCUCAGCUUAUAGAUUCGGGCCUCUAAUACCCGAUAACCUAGACAACGUGACAGAAUCAUUAAUACAUUUCUCACAAGAAUUUUCGAGUCGCUAUGGCGACUUACAUCCCGCUUUUUAUUUGGGGCCGUUAGAUAAUGCAAUUGAAGAAGCCUUCAAUGUACCAGCAAAAGAUAGGAGACUUCUGGCUGUAUACGUCCACCACGACAAGAGUGUAUACAGCAAUAUCUUCUGCAGCCAAUUAAUGUGUACAGAGAGUGUAAUAGACUAUCUCAAUCACAACUUUGUCACAUGGGCAUGGGACAUGACCAGUCCGAAGAAUAGAGAAAGGUUAUUAGCAGUAUGCACUAGAAUAUUUGGCAGUGUAACAGCCUCGACGUUAAAGAAUUUACAGCAGGAUAAGUUUCCAUUGUUACUGUUGGCGAUGAGGAUACGAUCCAGCACAGAAGUCUUCUCGGUAUUACAAGGUAACCUAUCACAUGGUGAACUCUUGACUAGUCUAAUGCAAGCUGUGGAAUUCUUCGAAACACAGCAACAUGCAGAUGUGGUCCAAGAGGAGGGGAGGAGAGCAUCAGAGAUGUUGAAGAUGGAACAAGACCAGGCGUACCAAGAAUCGUUAAUAGUAGACAGAGCAAAGCAAGAAGAGAAGGAACGACAAGAGAGAGAAGAAGGAGCAAGGAUCAUGAAAGAACAACAAGAUGAACAGAUGAAGAAAGAAGAAGAAGAGGCAAUAAGGUUAUCCCUGGAGCAGCAGCUAGCCGUUGAGCCCGACGAGGAUUCCGACCUACCGAUCAGCACGUUGAGGAUGAGGCUGCCAACGGGAGAGAUGAUGACGAGAAGGUUCCUGGCUUCCGAGAAGGUGCAGAUGGUGCUAGACUUCCUAGGCUCUAAGGGCUAUCACUCCGACACACACAAGAUUCUUACGACAUGGCCAAAGAGAGACCUCACCAGCUUGGAUGGACAUCAAGACCUCCAGGAGCUGGGCCUGUGCCCACAGGAGACUUUAUUCGUAGAGGAACGCUAAGAGAAAGAAACUCCAUUCUCAUCUCAUGCAACGUUAUUGUUUUGUUUUGUGGAAACGCACACACCUGCGAGAAGCCCCCCUCCAUCUUUGUCACAGCCCAUGCAAAUGAGGAGAAGAGCGAUCGGUGACAUAAAAGUGGGAGGAGUGCCGCACCAUCUUAUCAUAGUAGUAUUCUUCUGAACCAGUGUUUACGUCCAUUUUAAGGAAGAACUAAAACUCGGAUAAGUAUUAAAAGGAGGCAAUAUUCAGGAUAUCUGCAGACCGGACACUGAAAGAAAUGCUCGGGAGUUACGCUAUUGGUCCAUUUCUUUGAGAAAGCUUCAUGCCCGAAAAUAAUUGAAUUACGAUUGGCAUGACACAACUUUUGGGGGAAUUUGCAAAAGUCUCUCGCUGUUGGCAGUUCGCUACAUUUCAAUAUUUUGAAAGUCUUGAUUUUCGUUUUUUAAUAUGUUGAGCCCUCAUUUUCCAAGUUUUACAAUCUCACUGUUCAUUUUAUUACGUUUUAAUGGCAUACAUUUUAACUUUAUUGUAAGAACACAUUUUUCUCAUCCAAGUGCACAAAUAACUGUUUGUUUUCAUGCCCGUAACCAAGCAAACUGCUUUCAGAAACAAACCACCGAUUCUUUGAUUCUGAUAUCCCUUCUUCUAUUGCAAUGUUUUACUUUUUGUCCAGAAAGAAACCAUUCCCAGAAUGUAAGUGCUGCAAUCUUCUCGAAAAUUAAAAGAAUGACAUAUGUUUUGUGAUCUAGUCACUGUUA